Molecule: messenger RNA, 969 nt
Organism: Tetranychus urticae (two-spotted spider mite)
Lineage: Eukaryota; Metazoa; Arthropoda; Arachnida; Trombidiformes; Tetranychidae
Source: RefSeq, a predicted model, not a curated record
AUGAAACCAUUCGGUGUAUCAGCUUUUUGCUUAUUGCUUAUUGCAUCAACCGUGACCUGUGAUGAACAACCCGAACUUUCUUUAAACGGUAAAGUUCACGGCCGAUUCUUCUUCAACCCAUUCAACACAGCCUCACAAGCCGUCAAAGCUAUUGGUGCUCAAGUAUCUGGUGGCUUAGGUUCAGCAGCCAACUCUGUUGCUAAUGCUGCAUCAAGUGGAAUCAAAACUAUUGGUUCCCUUGAAUCAGCAGCCAUCAAGGGUGCCGGUAAACUCGCCUCAACUGGAGCUUCAAUGGGUGCCAGCGGUGUUUCAAGCUUUGGUAAUGCAGUAGGUUCUGGUAUCAAAGGAGCUGGUAAAAUCGCUUCAACUGGUUCCCAAAUCGGUUCAUCUCUUGCUCAAAGUGGAGGUAGAAUCGGAGCCAAUGUAGCUGGUACUAUGGGUAACCUUGCUGCAACCGGAGCUAACAUGUUCGGAGGCGCUGCCAAUGCCGGUGGUCAAAUUGCUAGCUCAAUCCUCAAUGGACUUGGUUUAGGUGCUUUUAGUGGUCUUGCUACUUCUGGUGCAAACUUGGUUUCUGGUUUCGCUUCAGGAGCUGGUUCUUUGGCUAGCAAUACUUUCAAUGGAUUCGGUAAUAUUGCUAAUGAAGGAGGAAAGGCUGCUGGUACUGUUAUCAAUGGUACUGGAAACUUUUUCGCAUCAGGAUUGGAAGAUGUUGCUGGUGCUGCUCAGACUGGAUUUGGCUUAGGAGCCACCGUAAUCAAUGGAUCUGGAACUGUUGCUCAAGCUAUUGGAGAUGGUUUGGCCAAUGUUGCUGGCUUCAAGGCUGACUUUAUUGCCAACCAAACUAAACUUGUCGGUAAUGGAUUCAACACCGCCGGUAAUAUUUUCAACAGUAGUGCUGCUGAUGUCUUCGGUGACAUUGGUGAUGUCUUUGGUGAUAUCUUCGGUAGGACUCAAAAUAAGCAAUAA